GUUACGGAACCAUGUACUGAUUGAAGGUUUGGUUGAAUAAUAAUCAUUAUCUUUCUCUCUGUUUAUAUACCUUGACACAAAAGCCUCUGCACCGUCCUAACUCACAUUCCCACCCCCCUAACUAGCUCAGUUUACUUCAAACAUUUCCACCACCGACUCACAUUCACAAUGGGUAGCGCUCAAACCGAUGUCGAGCUCCAAGACUUUGGAAGCAUCUUCAGUCUCGAAGGCAAAGUUGCCGUCGUCACUGGAGGCUCAAGAGGUCUAGGCCUGAACGUUGCAUCAGGGUUCAUGCAAGCAGGUUGCUCCAAAGUCUACAUCACCUCUCGUAAGGCCAAAGCAUGCGAAGAAGCCGUGGCCGCUCUCAACGCCCUCCCCAACAAACGUCCUGGCGCCGUCGCCAUCUCCGUCCCAGCCGACUCGUCCAAGAUCUCCGAGAUUGAACGACUGGCCGCCGAAGUGGCCAAGACGACCGACCACGUCGACAUCCUCUUCGCCAACGCCGGAGCAACAUGGGGUGCUCCCUUCGAGACACACCCUGAGAACGCGUUCAGCAAGGUCAUGGACCUGAACGUAAAGAGCGUCUUUUACACGGCGCAAAAGUUCGAGCCCCUCCUCAAGAAGAAGGCGACCACAGAGAACCCCAGCAGGAUCAUCAUCACGGCCAGUGUCGCUGGCUUGGGUGUGGGAACACUGGGCCAGAACGCCACAUACGCCUACAGCUCCAGCAAGGCGGCGGCGAUCCAUCUCGCCAAGAACCUUGCAGUCGAGUUGGGUCCGAGGGGAAUCAUCACCAACGCAGUCUGUCCUGGUUUCUACCCGACCAAGAUGGCGUCGGGCCUGAUGGAACUACAAGGUGGCCAGGCGGCUCUUGCGGCCGAGGUCCCCAACAAGAGACUGGGACAUCCCGAAGACAUUGCCGGUCUGGUAGUUUUCCUGUCCAGCAGAGCGUCGAAGCAUAUCAACGGUGCCGUCAUUACGACUGAUGGUGGAUCGUUAUUGUCUCGAGGAAGGUUGUAAAUGUCUUGUCUUGUAUACUCUAUACAUAUAUAUGAAUAAAAAAAGGCGGUGGUAUAUUACAAAACUAUCAAUCAG
Molecule: messenger RNA, 1095 nt
Organism: Exophiala oligosperma
Lineage: Eukaryota; Fungi; Ascomycota; Eurotiomycetes; Chaetothyriales; Herpotrichiellaceae
Exons: 2
Coding region: 169-1020 (283 amino acids)
Molecular function (GO): oxidoreductase activity
Source: RefSeq, a predicted model, not a curated record